UUGGUUCACAGCCCGCAUAGUCAGCAGCUUCUAGGAGGAGGGGUCUUUUAUUCUGGGCCCAUGGUGCAUCCGGGCCAAACCUCUUCGAACACCUCGAGCAGCGGUCAACAGACCCCUGCGAGUCCCACCUCGAUAGCCAUGCCGCCUCAACGUUCGCAGAAUAUCCAGAUCGCCAACUCGGGCUACGGGACCCCAGAUAGUUGUCCUUUGCCCGGAACGAGUGUGGAUCAGUCUUCCGCAGGAAGCUCGAACAACCCGGUCCCGCACAGCAGUUGGGUUUCCCCACCCGACAACAGCACGUUGAAUUUCGAAAACCGUCUAAUCACGGAAGAUUCGCUCUAUCCGUCGCUGGUGUCGGACCUUAACACCGCAGAGCUUUCUGGUGAUAUCUUGGAGUAUCUCCCCACGCUGGAGGACUCUAAGAGAUCGUCCGACCCUUCGGACAGCCAAGGUUUGAUGUGGGAACUGGAACCCGACGAUGACCGCAUUACCGACAAGCUCACUGAAGACAAAUUAUGGAGCCAGCAGCCGAUGGACUUCGAAUUACACUCCGUGUUCAAAAACGAUAUCAAAUCGGAAUUUCCCGGAGAGCCAACGCUCGCCGAACUCAACGCCAAUGAAGAUAGCAGCAACCUCUUGGAUACCAUCGACGUCAACAGCUUCCUCAUGGAGAGCUUCGACAACAAAACUUCGUUCUCGCAGCAGGUCAAUUUACUUUCUCCGCUUGCAGACAUCAAAGUCGAACCUAACACAACUGUGGGUGCACCUGCAGCCGCUGUAGCGACUGCCGGUGCUACUGCCAGCUCGUGGUCAGGUUCGUCUUUCGUGGAUCCAUUGCAAGCUCAGUCGUCGUCACAGAGUUCAGGUUUGCAGACCUUGAGUCCACCGUCGAGUUGUCAGGUUGCGUCGGUCGGCCCUACUUUCCUGAACCCGCUGCCGCCCGAUGUUUACUCCACGCUCAGCUCUAGUCUUCCGUCGACGAGUAGCGGUCUCCCAGGGAAACAACACCAAGGUGGGGGAAAAGCUACGUCGAGGAGCUUCCUGCAUUCGGCGAGUCCACUGCAUUCGCCGGCCAGGAAGAACCCUCUAGCGAGCGGGAAGCCGAAAGGACCUAUCCCAGCCGAUCGGUUGUCCACUUCUGCGCCGUCGGCGAACGGCAUGGACCAAAUGUGGAAGGCGAGAAAGGCUGAGGUGCUUCGGAAUGGUCGUCUUCGCCACGGCUCGACAGAUACAACCCUCAGUCAAUUGAGUUCUGUCCAACUCACCAUGGACGAGGGAUUCAGCUCUCAGGAAGCGGACGAGGAAGACGACAGCGACAACGAGGACCGCUCAUCGGGCGAAGAAUCUGGGAGCGACAACGAAUACGAAGGGGGCGCUCGGUCCCCCUUGUCACCAUCGUCGUUGGCAUCGGACGAGCCGGGGAGCGGCAAGAAGAAAGGCAAAUACUUCUGGCAAUACAACGUACAAGCGAAAGGUCCGAAGGGUCCACGGAUGAAAGUCACGAAAGUUGCGGAAGAUCCGCACGUCCUCUCCGAUGUGACGGACCCAGUUUUCAGCCCCGACUGCCAACUCGAAGGUGUGAAGCACGCCGGUAAAGCCCGCCGGGGCGACGGGAACGAUCUGACCCCGAAUCCGAAUAAGCUGUAUAACAUCGGAAUCGAACUCGACAAGUUGAACCGAAUCAUCAACGAACUCACCCCUCCCACCGAUCUUCCGUCGAACGCUCGCAACAAGUCUCGUAAAGAGAAAAAUAAGCUCGCUUCGAGAGCCUGCCGCUUGAAGAAGAAAGCUCAACACGAAGCGAACAAGUUGAAGCUGUUUGGACUGCAAGUUGAACACAAACGACUGCUCGACGCGACGGCGAAAAUGCGCCAGCUCUGCAUUGAGAAAGCUCAGGGAUCCUUAAACUCGGAUGAGCACAAGCGCCGCUUGGAUCAACUCGUGUCUGAAAUCGACACGGUCCGAGUUGCUGGCCUCACCGCUGAGUAUGUGAAUAAGAUUCUCUCGAACGUGAAUGCGGGCGUUCCAAGAGGAGGCAUCGAUGCCUGAUGUUCGAUGCGCGGAAAUCGAUGAGAAAACACAGGAAGGAGAGGAAUGAUGAUCAUGACGCUGCCUAACUUUGCCUCGAAAGCGUGAAUACGCUGUCCAGAGCGAUAUGGAAUAGAAGUGCACGGAUGAAGGGCAGCGGAGUGACGAUCGUGUCGGAAUAUUUGUAGAUGGUUGGCUUCUUGAGGUGUAGAGCUGUUAGGACUUGACCGACACGUCGCGCACAGAGUCGGUAGCGUUAUC
Molecule: messenger RNA, 2289 nt
Organism: Galendromus occidentalis (western predatory mite)
Lineage: Eukaryota; Metazoa; Arthropoda; Arachnida; Mesostigmata; Phytoseiidae
Gene: REPTOR
Product: repressed by TOR
Exons: 10
Coding region: 61-2049 (662 amino acids)
Biological process (GO): response to unfolded protein; regulation of transcription by RNA polymerase II
Cellular component (GO): nucleus
Molecular function (GO): DNA-binding transcription factor activity, RNA polymerase II-specific; RNA polymerase II transcription regulatory region sequence-specific DNA binding
Source: RefSeq, a predicted model, not a curated record